GAAGAAGAAGAAAGUACAACAGAACGUUUUCAUUUCUUCCAGCAUGGCGGCGGCCAGGAGGUUGAAACGUGUGGCGGCUUCUCAGCCGGGUUUUCUCUCUUUGAAAUCGUCCACACAGCCCGCAGACCUGCUCAGCAGUCGUAGGAAACGUGUAAGCAAGAAUAAGAAAAAGAACUGGAACAAACAUAGUGACAUACACGAUGUAGAAGAGUUUUUAGAAGACGUCAGACUGCAGGAGAGGACAACAGGGGGUCUUCUAUCUGAGAAAUCAGAUGAUACUUUGUUCUUUCUGGAUGUUGGAGAACAGAGAAAUACGGCAGCGAAAGCUGCAGAACCAGUCGAGGGGAAGGAGAAGAAGAAAGGGAAACAAUCACGACCUCUGAGGAUAGAUCUGAUCCUGCAGUCGGACUCCCUCGUCCCGCCUCCUAAAGAUGUGCUGGCUUACCAGCAGCCAAAUGCCAAGAAGCUCCGACGCAUUGCAGAGAAAGCUGAGCGGCUGGCAGCCAAAGCUGUGGUGACACAGCGGCACAAACGGCUGUUGAACAGACGUUCUGUCAUCAGGCCGACCAAGACGGCAGUGACAGACGCCAACAACAACCCUGACAGAGAUUAUUACGAUAUAUGGCAGCAAGAAUCCAAAGAUGUGGGUGACUCUUGGUACCUUCAACAGACUGGCAAGAAGCUUGUAAAGCGUCCAGAAAAGCUGAAUGAGAAACCGUCUGUGCUUCCUGCUGUGGAAGUCAUCGCUCCUGGAGGAUCCUACAACCCAGAUUUCUUCUCACAUCAGGCUUUGCUGCAGGAGGCCCAUGAGGUGGAGGUAAAGAAAAAAAAGGAAGAAGAGAAAGUAGAACGACAGCUGGCUUUCAACAAAGAUGACGCUGCUACAGAGGAGACAGUCUUCCAGGAGCAGGUAGAAGGCCUGGUGGAGGAGGAGGAGAACGAAGAAGAAAAUACUGUUGAUCAGCAAGCGGAGGACGUGCCAGUGGGAGCCAUCGCACAGGCAGAGAAGAAAAGUGAGAAACAGCGGAAAAAACAGAAAGCUGAGAAAAUUAAGGAGCAGCAGCAGCUGGCCAUCAAACGGCAGAUUGAGAAGCGGCAGCAGCUCUUCCAGCUUCGAUCCAUCAAGGCUUCCAUCAAAGAGAAGGAACAAAUUACUAUGAAGAGACGGGAGCAACGCAAAGCCAAGCAAGAAGCACAGAAAAGCCAACCCAGGCGUCUUGGAAGACUCAAGUUCCAAGCUCAGGAUCUGGAGGUUCAGUUGAGUGACGAGCUGGCUAACUCCCUUCUGCGACUUAAGCCAGAGGGCAGUGUUGUGAAGGACCGCUUUAAAAGCAUGCAGAAGAGGAACCUGAUUGAACCCAGAGAGAGAGCCAAGUUUAAGAGAAGACACAAGCUGAAAUAUGUGGAGAAAAGGGCUUUUAGGCAGAUCACUUAGUGCCUGACCACAGGGACUGGAGCUGUGUAUAUAACUGUUUCAGAUUUUUGCUGCAGUAAUAAUUUGCUACUGCUAAUAAACUGUCACUUGCUGAAAUGGAAUUCUCAUGUCUUCAUGUAUAAAUGCAAAGAGCUGGCAUGCGUUUCCUGCAUGG
Thalassophryne amazonica is the source of this 1589-nucleotide messenger RNA. RefSeq names its product NOP53 ribosome biogenesis factor (gene nop53). Gene Ontology annotation, biological process: rRNA processing; ribosomal large subunit assembly. The record is from RefSeq and is a predicted model, not a curated record. Gene Ontology annotation, cellular component: nucleolus. NCBI's taxonomy places the organism in Eukaryota, Metazoa, Chordata, Actinopteri, Batrachoidiformes, Batrachoididae. Gene Ontology annotation, molecular function: 5S rRNA binding. The transcript has 12 exons. The coding region runs from base 44 to 1435 and encodes 463 amino acids.